AGUGGAGCAGAAAGUUGGUACAUUAGUGUUUUCGGUCCCCCGCGGUUGAUGAUGAAGGAGUCCGGGAUGUCUGUGCCGGUCUCAGUGGGGACUCUGCUGCAGGCUGACCUCCAGGAGGACCCCGCUUACCGGGACGACGGCCUGUGUGUGGUCGGUGUUUUUGGGAAGAGCAACAUGCAAAGCGGGCCGCUGAAAGAGUCUUUGCUCAACACGCUGGCGGACAAAAACAUCUUCCCGAUGUUCGGCGAAGCGGAGGAUGGCGGCUCGGCGGACAGCCUCAUCCAGGCGUUUUACGACCAGGAGAACCGGGUCCUGUACCUGCAUCUCUCCUCCGUGUGCGACAGCCGCCAGCUGCUCCGGGCCUGUCGGUCUGUGGGCGCCGACACCAGCCACUCCGACGCCCACGACUUCUGGAAAGGCCUGGAACGACAGCACUGCCUGCAUCUGCUGUACUUGUUCUCCGUGUGCCACAUCCUUCUAAUGGUUCAUCCCAACCAGACCUUCGACGUGACCUACGACCGGCUCUUCAGGGCCAUGGACGCGCUGCGGCAGAAGGUGCUGCCGCUGAUCCGGGCAGCCAUCAAAGACUGCCCGGUGUCCAAGGAGUGGAAGCUGAACUGCAGGCCCUGCCCCCCGCGCCUGCUCUUUGUCUUCCAGAUGAACGGAACCCUAAAGAUCUCCAACAGCCCAGAGUCUGGAGGAAACCCUGACAAACCCAAGAAGCACUCUCCUCGGCGGCGCCUGCAGCACGCUCUGGAGGACCAGAUCUAUCGCAUCUUCCGGAAAAGCAGAGUCCUGACCAACCAGAGCAGCAACUGUCUGUUCACUGUUCCCGCCAACCAGGCGUUUGUGUAUGUGAUUCCCACAGCAGACGAGGAUCCGGUGAGCACCUUGCUCACCCAGCUGCGGUCUAACUGCAUCUUAACUGACCAGGAACCCAGCGUGACCAUAUCUGGACCGAGGAAGUACCAACAGAUGCGGCGCUCGGCUCGGCAGCUCGGCGGCGGUGGAGACGCUGGCGGUCUGUCGGUUGUCAGUCAGCUGGUGGACUGCAGCCUGAAGGAGUUCCUGUGGCAGCACGUAGAGCUGGUGCAGACCAAGAAAGGAUUUGACGACAGCGUGGGUCGAAACCCACAGCCCUCGCACUUUGAGCUGCCAAACUACACCAAAUGGGCCAGUGUGGCGUCCAAACUCCAUCACGUCUUGAUCAGCAACACGGACGAAGAAAUGGCCGAACUGGCUGCUAAAGUGCAAAGCCAGUUGAAGGUUCUGGAUGGGUUUCUCGACGCUGACUCAAAAUUCUCUGAGAACCGGUGUCAGAAAGCUCUGCCGCUGGCUCACAGUGCGUACCAGUCCAACCUCCCCCAUAACUACACCACAACAGUGCACAAAAACCAGCUGACGCAGGCCCUGCGGGUGUACAGCCAGCAUGCGCGGGGCGUGGCCUUCCAGCGCUACGCUCUGCAGCUUCACGAAGACUGCUACAAGUUCUGGAGCAACGGCCACCAGCUGUGUGAGGAGAGGAGCCUGACGGACCAACACUGCGUUCACAAGUUCCACCUGCUGCCUCAACCAGACGAGAAGCCAGACGUGGAUCACAACCCUCCCAUCCUGAACCACAACAGCAGGGGGCGCUCCACCUCCAGCUGUAACUGCGGCCGGAAGCAGGCUCCUCGAGAAGAUCCCUUCGACGUUCAGGCCGCCAAUUACGACUUCUACCAGAUGCUGGAGGAGAAAUGCUGCGGGAAGCUGGAGAGGAUUGACUUUCCGGUCUUCCAGCCCAGCACUCCCGAUCCGGCGCCCGCCAGCAACCAGGCCCAGCAGGCCUCCUGUGAGGGGUCUGGUGAUGCGGAUCGGCCAAAGGAGCCCAGCUCAGCGCAGAGCCACACCCCCGGAGACGCCAGCCUCAGCCUGGCUUUAAGUCUGGGUCGGUCCACGGACAGCCUGGAGCCCUACGGGGACGGAGAUGGCCCCGAAAAGCAGGGCCAGCCGAAGAGGCCGAGCCUCAUUGAUCGCCAGCCUUCAACUGUGGAGUACCUCCCUGGCAUGAUGCACUCUGGCUGCCCGAAGGGUCUCCUCCCCAAGUUCUCCAGCUGGUCGCUAGUCAAGCUGGGCCCGGCCAAGUCGUACAACUGCCACACGGGUCUGGAGCAGCCCGGCUUCCUCCCCGGCUCCUCCUUCCUCCUGCCGUGGGAUUUGGUGAUCCGAUCUCGAUCAGACGAGGAUGCGGGACUCUCUGAGCCUUUGGACGGGGGCGCCUCCUCGUGGCCAGCUCCUAACAAAAGCCUCAUUGGGAAACGGGGGAGCACUGGAGGCCUUGGCAGGAGCCGCAGGAGGGACGACAUGGCCCGGGUCUUUGUGGGAUUCGAGUACGAGGACAGCAGGGGGCGCCGCUUCAUCAGCUGCGGACCUGAUAAAAUAGUGAAGGUGAUGGGGCCGGGGGGCGCCAAAGAUCCCGCCACACGGGUUUUGAACACAGACAUGCCGUUGUACAUCCCCUCCCCCUCCCAGGGGCGAGGCCUGAAGCCGCACUUUGCUCAGCUGACUCGCCUUUUUGUCGUCGUGCCGGACGCGCCGCUGGAGGUCACUCUGAACCCCCAGGUGCAGCCCGGUCCUCCUCCCUGUCCCGUCUUCCAUCCAGAGCAAACGGACAUCGUGUUGCCGCCCGACGGCCUCUGGGUGCUGCGCUUCCCGUUUUCCUAUGUGACGGACUGCGGCCCCUGCUUCCCCCCCAAAGAAAACCAGCCGCUCAGCAACUACAAGGUGCUGCGGGGCAUCCUGAGGGCCGCCACAUCUAAUCCUGCCCCACAGUGAACUCUCCGGGAUGUGAACUGCAGCAAAUGGGCUUAACGGUUACAGAUCCUCAGGAGGAAGAAGAUCUGCAGUUCAGCCGAGCAGCAAAGCUGCCGUCAGCAGACUUUUAACCUCAGAUGAUCUUCUCUAAGGUUGUGAAAGUCCAUUUUUUCCCCGAACAGAGCAGACUUGAAUUGUUGAAAACUGCUGUUGGUCAUCUGGAGGUGACAGGAAUGUUCCACAUUUUCUGUUUGAAAAAACACGUCAAAGCUUCUCUUUUUCUUGUCAGGUGGCUCAUCCAAAGCUGCUGAGAUAUUAAAAGUAUUGUUUCAUUGUUUUUUUUUUUACUGUUUAUAGAUUAGUAACAUAUUUUUUAAUUUCAGCUUUCACUCAUAUUUAAGGUGGAUUUUGACCCACAUUUACAUUGUUGACCAACAAGAUUUGGUCUGAUUGCUCAUGUUAGUCAAGUGAACCGUCAGCCUGACGUUUUUGGAGCUGUUGGCUCAGAGUAAGUUCACUCCUGUGCAUCUCAGAUGGAUAAAUGCUUCAUCCUAGGUUUCUGAUAGGACUUUAAUGCGGGUUAAACACAUUUUGUACUCUCAAAAACCCAUGCAACAUCAAACACAUGCUUGUUUGAUUAGGAUAACUCCUUUUUAAGUUCUGUCUGAACCCAAUCUGAGUCUGUGUGUACAAAUAAGUCAUCUACUUUGGGUUUGCUAAAUAAAAAAUAUUAAAUCCACA
Molecule: messenger RNA, 3534 nt
Organism: Oryzias latipes (Japanese medaka)
Lineage: Eukaryota; Metazoa; Chordata; Actinopteri; Beloniformes; Adrianichthyidae
Gene: smg8
Product: SMG8 nonsense mediated mRNA decay factor
Biological process (GO): nuclear-transcribed mRNA catabolic process, nonsense-mediated decay
Source: RefSeq, a predicted model, not a curated record